This is a messenger RNA of Cryptomeria japonica (Japanese cedar), 985 nucleotides long. RefSeq lists its product as uncharacterized. The transcript has a single exon. NCBI's taxonomy places the organism in Eukaryota, Viridiplantae, Streptophyta, Pinopsida, Cupressales, Cupressaceae. The coding region runs from base 123 to 899 and encodes 258 amino acids. The record is from RefSeq and is a predicted model, not a curated record.
GAUAUUAUCCAAAACACUCACCCUACUCAACUUACGACCACAGUCUACCCAAGUCUUCCUAAUCGCUAAGCCUUAGCACAGAAGAGAUUCGAACCUGCGACAUAUCAAACACCCCAGAAAUAAUGGAAACACUACGCCUCAGUUGCCCAGGUUCGAUCCUCACCCACAGAAACCCUCAAAAUGGAGUCACAAAUUCAUACACAGCCAAUUCUCCCGCACAGAUUUCCAUCACAAACUCCUUUGCCGUAAAAAUCUGUGUCCCAAGCGCAAAAUUUUGCCGGAAUUCCUUCGCCUCCCGCAAUAUUUCCCCAGUUGGGAUUUUUUCCUCAAAAUCACGGUCAAAAAUCCGCAAAGCGAGUAUCGUAAAGGCCGGCCUGAUAGGCGAAAAUCCUGAAUGGUUCGAAUCUGAUUACAUUGUAGUCGGCCUCGCUCACUGCUUCACCACAAUCGAUGAAAAGCUUCACGACUAUUUCAUUAUAGAGCCGAUACCAGCCUCCGGCCUGGAAUGCAUGUACAAUGGCGGCGCUACCUCCUACAAAUACGUCGUGGGUUCGACUCUCGGUGUUGUGUUGAAGGAAGACGUGAAUUUAUUGCCUGAGGAGUUCAGGAUUGGGGUUUUUGCUGAGAAGUUUGAGCGGCGCGCCAAGGCGGCGUCGAGGACUUGGAAGAGGGAGUAUCCGCAGGGAAAUCUUAUGCAUUUGGCUCCUAUUGGGGUUGUCAAGGGAGGGUUUAAUUUUAGCCUGGAGGAUAAGAGGCUGUUGGGUGUUGUGCACGAGGUGAAAGAUGAUGAUAAUAUUAAGCAGGAUUUGAGUAUUGAUGUCUAUGGAAGGAAGAAGAAGGAAGGCCAAGAGGAGAAGAAGGAUGAAGAGUCGCUCAUUUCGUCCCUGUACAAUGUCUGACCAGGGUUUGUUCUUAAACCCCUGUUCAUAGGCCUUUUUAUUGUUGAAAUAUAUCAGAUUCAGAAGAAUCUGAAUUUUGAGUUCAA